AUGGCCAAGGAGCAGGAGGAGCUGUUAUCCCUUGUUGAAGCUCACCAGCGCAUCUUCCAGGAGAGGCUCAAAAAGAGCUUUUCCAAGUUGUUGUUCGGAGAGGAGCUUGGUCAGAGAGUUUUUCCCCUUCAGGAGUCGGUGAGGCACAGUCGGCACAGUACUGCCAUGGAGUCUUUAACUGAAGAAGCGCCAGAACAAGAAGCAAUCGAGGAUAUCGAGGAGCUUGUCAGAAAGCUGCCGAGCGAACCAAACAAACGUCAGGUUUCUGCACGGAUUGAAGAGGACAGCUUGGAGUUGGACCCCUGUCCUGAGCAGGAUCACCUCGAUGAGGUCAGCAUCGAUUUGGAGCCUGGCCCGGAGGAUCACAUCGCCAAAAACAGGAUCGACAGCUCCAUCACCAAUUGGUUCAACGGCGCCAGUACCCCGAAGAGCCCUGCAAUGAACACACCCGGUGUGAUGAACACUUUGAAGCAGACUUUGGCUGAAGAUUUCCAGUCGGAGGUACCGGAGUCGAGCUUUCCCAGGAGGUUGGAUCAGUUCGCUGGAGCGUUGAUUUGCUUGAGCUCUUUGUUGAUGAUCCUGGAAUUUGAAUGGGAGGGCCGCAACGCAGGCGCCUUGCUGGGGCAGGACUUCCAGGUUUCGGAGCACACUAUUCCCUUCCGCGUGGCUGAUGCCUUGUUUGAUAGUUUAUUUAUGCUUGAAUUCAUUUUGCAGAUCGUGGCCAACGGCCAAGCCUACUUCACAUAG
Cladocopium goreaui is the source of this 747-nucleotide messenger RNA. The record is from the annotation of a GenBank genome assembly. NCBI's taxonomy places the organism in Eukaryota, Dinophyceae, Suessiales, Symbiodiniaceae.